UUUAUCAUUUGGCUCUCACACUGCCUGGGGAAAGAGGAGAGGCUAUGGAGUCUCUGUGAAAGUGAACCCUACUAUUGAAAACCAGUGAGCCUGAUGCCCAGUUGUUUGCAGCUAUUUCAUACUCAAAGUCUGUAGGAUCUGGUCCAUCUAAUGAAAUUCGUGUUCCUACUGUAAUCCUAAAAUCUUGUGGAUAGAAUUAGAAAGCAGAACAAAAUGGACCCCACGUGUUUGGCAAAUGAUAUGGCAGUGAUCGUUGCCCUGGUCUCAUUUACUGAUCCUAGAUGCUCCUCACUGGUCACAAAUUGCCCACCACAGAUCUACAUACUGUACUUGAUUUCUGGUAAAUAAGAGAAUCUUCACCCUGUAUGAUUCUUGGAAGGAAACCGUGCCAGAGAAUGGAAGAAGCCAUAGCUCUGAGCACUGCCAGGAAUAGGGAGGCAGGAUUUGGAGCCCUGCCGUCACUGAGCUUUGUGUAUGAUACACAGCUUUAACAUUACAGGAAGAGGCUCUUCCAGGAAUAGACCAGCAGAAGGAGGCGGUAGUGAGGGGGGAAGGAGGAGUGUCAGCUCACUGUAUAAGAGGUGUGUAUGUGAGCUGAUGGAGUUACAGACUGAUUUGUAACUACAAGUAAGCACAAUACUGGAUGAUAGUGUACCCCUGACCGGACUAAUCAACAUAAAGCACGGGACUUUGUAUUUCCUGAUACACAUCUAAGGACACAUAUUGUGACUGGAGCUAUAUUCGUGAUCCUUAAACCACGGCUGCUGAUAAUUUAUCAGAAUACUGCAGCAGAAAGAAGCCUUGCGUACACCAGAAGCAUAUAGAUUGCACCCUAACUUUCAGCAACGCUGGCUCCCACCGUCAUGGUCACUCAGAGCAAAUUCCCGAGCAUGAGCCGGGUUCUGGACUCCAGUCUGCGACUCAAGACCUUCUCCUCUCGCAGCGAAUACAACCUGGUGCUGAGUGCUGUGCACAAACUUCAGGAGAGUGGAUUUUACUGGAGCACUGUGACAGGUACCCAAGCCAACCUGCUCCUGAGCACGGAACCAGCGGGAACCUUCCUUAUCCGGGACAGCUCUGACCACAGACACUUCUUCACCCUUAGUGUCAAAACUGAAUCUGGCACCAAGAACUUGCGCAUCCAGUGUGAGCCAUGCGGUUUCUCUUUGCAGACUGACCCACGCAGCUCACAGCCUGUGCCGCGGUUUGACUGUGUACUGAAACUUCUAAGGCAUUAUAUGCCGACCAAGGACUCUAGCAGCAACAGCAAGAGGUCUUAUUAUAUCUAUUCUGGGGGCGAGCGUGUCCCAUUGCUGCUGUCCAAGCCUCUCUCCUCUACUGUAUCUUCCCUACAGCAUCUCUGCAGGAAAGCUGUGAAUGGUCAACUAGAAGGAUAUGGGGCCAGAGAGCAGCUACCCCUACCACUUAAGGACUUUCUACAGGAAUAUGACUCCCCUGUGUAAUGAGGAAGGGUCUGCAAUGAAGAAAGCAGAAAGGCUUCUUGUAGCCAAAUCUAUCAGUAUCAAUGAGAAUGAUGUUGACUGGGAGAAGACACAGAUACACAGAGAGUGUUCCAUGCAGAACAAAGGGGGAUAUGAACAGUGCUUGUGAAGAAAAGAGGACUGUGCACAGAUAUGGUAAAUAAUCACCAAGUGCCCAGAGCUAGAGAGCAAGAUACUCAGGCAUAGACUCCAAAGAAGAAACUGUUAAUUGAAUCACAGUAUUGCUGAUAGACUGUCCCAAGCCUCCCAGUUUACACUGCAUGCCGGGUGCAAGACAAAGGAGGGGGGAAGUGGGGUGUCAGCUGCUGCUCCACAGGCUUCAGUUCUGGUUUCCCUCCCUGGCAAAAGACCAGAACUGUCCGUCUGCCGUGCACUGAAUGUCCACAACGGUUAAAUGGAAGAAAUAUUUAUUACAGUGUCACCUACGUAGCCUUAGUCUGCUGGAGGGGCAAUGGUUAAUUGCACACAUUGCAGGGCAUUACCUGUAUAUGUAAAGAGUAUACAACUAGCAAUGUGGGCAUGAAAUGUGCAGAAGUUUGAAGCCUCCAGCAGACAUAACUUUUGCACAAACUUUCAUAAAGUUAAUAUUUUAUCAUGAAAGGGCUGAUUUGAAGCUUGAUUUAUAAGGUUUGAGACCAAAGAUGGGCAAAAUGGCAAGAUGAAAGACAUCAAGUUAAUGUAAUGUUAAAUAAAUUAUGUAUGUACCUUGGCUGAUCACUACGGCCAACUGACUUUGACUGCAGAAUUCUGUUUUGCACAAGAAACUAUGGACCAGAAUAACUACCUGUCCUAGGGCAGAAUAUGUGAUCCUGACCUCAUUUAUGUUUACAUGGCUCCCCCUAAAGGUGCCAAAUAACCAGGAUGUUUGCACUUAUUUAUAUUUUACACAUGUUGAUAAAUUAUAAUAAAAAUAGCAAAUUGUUUUUUAAAGAAAA
Pseudophryne corroboree (corroboree frog) is the source of this 2437-nucleotide messenger RNA. RefSeq names its product suppressor of cytokine signaling 3 (gene SOCS3). NCBI's taxonomy places the organism in Eukaryota, Metazoa, Chordata, Amphibia, Anura, Myobatrachidae. Gene Ontology annotation, biological process: intracellular signal transduction; phosphatidylinositol phosphate biosynthetic process. The record is from RefSeq and is a predicted model, not a curated record. The coding region runs from base 864 to 1463 and encodes 199 amino acids. Gene Ontology annotation, molecular function: 1-phosphatidylinositol-3-kinase regulator activity. Gene Ontology annotation, cellular component: phosphatidylinositol 3-kinase complex. The transcript is spliced from 4 exons.